Molecule: messenger RNA, 650 nt
Organism: Neomonachus schauinslandi (Hawaiian monk seal)
Lineage: Eukaryota; Metazoa; Chordata; Mammalia; Carnivora; Phocidae
Gene: C11H11orf98
Product: chromosome 11 C11orf98 homolog
Exons: 4
Coding region: 48-419 (123 amino acids)
Source: RefSeq, a predicted model, not a curated record
GCCGGCACUGACGCUGCGCAGAGCCAAGACGCGGUGGUGGAGCCAACAUGGGCGCUCCCGGCGGAAAGAUCAACCGGCCGCGAACGGAGCUGAAGAAGAAGCUGUUCAAGCGACGGCGGGUGUUGAGCCGGGAGAGGCGACUGAAGCGCCGGGUGAUCGGGGCUGUGAUAGACGAAGGGCUGAUCACGCGGCACCACCUGAAGAAGCGGGCGUCCAGUGCACGUGCCAACAUUACUCUCUCUGGGAAGAAGCGCAGAAAGCUCCUCCAGCAGAUCCGGCUGGCCCAGAAAGAGAAAGCAGCCAUGGAAGUGGAAGCCCCCACAAGGCCAGUCAGGACUAGUGAACCACGGCCCAAGCGGCAAAAGAAGACAAAAGCCUCCCAGGAUGUAGACAUGGAGGACCUUGAAGAUGAUAACUGAAUCUCUCACCCCUUCCACCAGAAGAUUCUCAGCUGGAGCCAGAAGGACUCUGGUUGUUUCAGAGGACUUUGGAGAAAGCAUUGCCCCUUUUCAUUCUCCUCAGACUCCUCUUUCUUGACGGCCUAGUGACCUGCCCCAGAGGGAUGUGUUGAGAGGAAGAGGUGGAGAAAAAAGACUGGAGAAUGGGGCUCCCUCGCAGUCAGCUCCACUUUUAAUAAAGCCCUAGAGUUC